Messenger RNA from Colossoma macropomum (tambaqui), 2473 nucleotides. RefSeq names its product solute carrier family 22 member 7a (gene slc22a7a). The record is from RefSeq and is a predicted model, not a curated record. Gene Ontology annotation, biological process: transmembrane transport. Gene Ontology annotation, cellular component: membrane. The transcript has 10 exons. The coding region runs from base 180 to 1796 and encodes 538 amino acids. NCBI's taxonomy places the organism in Eukaryota, Metazoa, Chordata, Actinopteri, Characiformes, Serrasalmidae. Gene Ontology annotation, molecular function: transmembrane transporter activity.
GGAAGAAGAGAGCGAGAGACAGAGGAAGGAGGAAGGAGAAACAGGAGUAAAAUAGAAAGGAAGCAGAAAAAGAGAAAAACGUGAGGAAUAAAGGAAGACGGAGCGAAAGAUAAGAGAAACAAAGUGAGUGACAGAGAGAGAGAGAGAGAGAGAGAGUCGGUUAGUGUGAGUGUUCUGCGAUGCAUUUCGAGGAGAUCCUAGAGGAGGUUGGUGGGUUCCACCGGUUCCAGUUUCUGGUUCUGCACAUCCUGAGUAUCCCGCGCGUCAUCCUGCCGCUUCACUUCCUGCUGCACAACUUCAUCUCCGCCGUGCCGCAGCACCGCUGCGCCCUCGCUCACCUGGACCACAGGUACGCUGACCCCGGCCCCCGGCUCCUCCCCCGAGACCCCGACGGCUCCCCCAGCUCCUGCAGGCAGUUCCCUGAGCCGGAGAACUUCAACUCCAGUGGAACCGGAUCUAACGAGUCAGUGCCCUGUCAGCACGGCUGGACAUACGACAGGACGCUCUUCAACUCCACGACCGCCACCGAGUGGGAUUUGGUGUGUGACAGUAAAAACCUGAACCAGGCUCUGGCGACCUUCUUCUUUCUGGGAGUGAUGAUGGGGGCGGUGCUGUUCGGUUACCUGGCUGACAGGUUUGGUCGUAAGCCAAUGUUGUUGGUGUCGUUCGUGUCCAGCUGUGUUUUUGGAGUGGCUGCUGCGUUCUCCACCUCCUUCCUGAUGUUUGCUGUCAGCAGAACACUGAGUGGAGUAGCUCUGACGGGAAUGAGCAUCACCACACUCGCCCUAACUGUAGAGUGGACUGGAGUAAAUCACCGUACGUUCAGUGGGACGAUCCUGAGUUUGGGUUGGAGUUUGGGGAACAUGCUGCUCGCUCUGCUCGCUUUUCUCCUAAGAGACUGGAGGCACCUCAUGCUGGCGGUGACCGCACCCUGCCUCGCUGCUAUCGCCACCUGGUGGUGGGUUCCUGAGUCGGCCCGGUGGCUGCUGGUGAACGGGAGAGUGGAGGAGGCUCAGCAGGUUCUGCAGCGGUGCGCCAGGAUCAACCGCAGGACCCUCAAACUGGACAUAGAGGCUUUGCACAAAGUCACAAUGAAUGAGCAGCCCAGUAAAGAGCACUCAUACCUGGACCUGGUGAGGACACCCAAACUGAGGAAGAUCACCAUCUGCUUAGGAAUCGUCUGGUUUGCAGUUGCGUCCACGUAUUACGGGAUCAGCUUCAACAUCACCGGCUUCGGACUCAACGUCUUCCUCACUCAGUUCAUCUAUGGAGCCAUCGAAAUCCCCGCGAAAGUGGGCACCUACUUGCUGCUGGAUCACAUCGGCCGGAGAAACGGUCAGGCAUGGUCACUGAUCCUGUCUGGAGUGCUGAUCGGGGUCAACACCGCCAUUCCUACAGACUAUGCAGGUGUGCGUACAGGUGUAGCCGUGUGUGGUAAAGGAUUCUCUGAAGCAGCGUUCACCAUCGCCUUCCUCUACACCGCAGAGCUGUUUCCCACAGUCGUUCGGCAGUGUGGUUUGGGCUACACCUCCUUCCUGGGCCGUUUGGGAGGGUCCAUGGCCCCCCUGCUCAUCAUGCUGAAAGACGUGUGGAGCUCCGCCCCCCCACUGGUGUUCUCCCUCGUGGCCGUUGUUAGCGGCUGUGUGGUCUUCCUGCUGCCCGAAACGCUCCGAGUUCGACUGCCCGAGACCAUCCAGGACGUGGAGCAGGACCGGAACGCGCUGACGGAGACGGAGAUGAGCGAGAUGAGCGAGAUGAACUCCAGGCCACUCGUUUCACACCAGGAGGAAAACUGAACCUUCCAGACAGAAGACCAGGACGGAGAACCUCAUCACUGUUAGAAGAGAACCUGCAUCUCCAUUCCUGACGUUCUUUGACUGUAAGAGCUGCUGAACUGAACACUGAGUGGGUCAAUGAUUAACUGACUAAUGGAGUAUAACAGAUCUGGAGCCCCCUGGUGGCCACACUGCUGAAAAUCACCUUUAGAACCAUAGGAUUAAAACCUGGAGGUGCUGCUUUCUAAUGGGAAUUAGCUUAAUGGUGACCCAUUAAUAGAAGAGACCACUAGUUUUAAGUAGAACACCUUUAGAUCCCAUUAGGAGUCUGGAGAACCCAGAACACCAUUACUGACUAUUGGACAUCAGCAGGAACCUUUAAUGGGUUCUACAAUGUUUUUCAGCAGCUCAGUCGGUACAUUAGAGCUCAAUAGAACCUUUAUUUUUCCUGUAAAUGUAAUAUUUUGGUGAUUUUGUGAGGUUCUGUUCUGACAGUGAUGAUGAACAGCACUGAUAAUGCGCACACUCAGUAACUGGUGUGUUUUACAGUGAGUGCAGUGUUGCGCAGUGUUUUGGUAAAGUGUAAAUUUGUCUCCUUACAAAUUAAAAGUCUUUCAGUCUCAGGUUUGAUGAUAUAAAGGCUGAACUGGCAGUGAGUUUCUGAUUUAAUUUGACAUUAAAAACCCCUGGAAACUGAA